Danio rerio (zebrafish) is the source of this 1247-nucleotide messenger RNA. RefSeq names its product tumor necrosis factor, alpha-induced protein 6 (gene tnfaip6). NCBI's taxonomy places the organism in Eukaryota, Metazoa, Chordata, Actinopteri, Cypriniformes, Danionidae. Gene Ontology annotation, biological process: cell adhesion. Gene Ontology annotation, molecular function: hyaluronic acid binding. The record is from RefSeq and is marked provisional.
GUUCACAGUUGAGUGCGUGACAGCUGCGCAAACAUCUGUAUGAGCCACUGCGGACUGAGAGCCAUGCGCGCGCUAACAGCCGUGUUUGGCGUUUUAAUCGUUCUAAAGGAGACUGAAGCUUGGGGUUACAAGAAUGGGAUACUGCACAACUCCAUCUGGCUGGAGCAAGCAGCUGGAGUUUACCACCGCGAAUCUCGCAAGGGAAGAUAUCAGCUGACAUACAAGGAAGCCAAGGCCGUGUGCAAUUUUGAGGGGGGCACUCUUGCUACGUUUGAUCAACUGGAAGCUGCUCGCCAAAUUGGGUUCCAUGUGUGUGCAGCCGGAUGGCUUGAUAAAGGACGUGUGGGCUAUCCUAUUGUUAAAGCUGGCUCCAACUGUGGUUUCGGGAAGGUUGGGAUCAUUGAUUACGGAUACCGGCUAAACAAAAGUGAGCGAUGGGAUGUCUACUGCUACAACCCUGUGGCUAAAGAGUGUGGAGGAGUGCACACAGAUCCGGAGAAGGUGUUAGUUUCUCCUGGUUAUCCAGACGAGUACCAGGAUGAGCAGAUUUGCUACUGGCACAUUCGUGUUCGCUUCGGCCAUCGAAUCCGCCUGCACUUUCUAGACUUUGACAUUGAGGAGGACACCGAUUGUCUCAGCGAUCACCUGGAGAUCUACGACAGCUAUGAUGAUGUUUCAGGCUUUGUUGGAAGAUACUGUGGUGAUCAACUUCCAGAUGACUUCAUAAGUACAGGAAACGUCAUGACUCUGAAGUUUCUCUCUGAUUCUUCGGUGACAGCUGGAGGCUUUAAGCUGCAGUACAUCUCUGUGAACUCCUCACAGCUCUUUGACCUUCUUGCUGACUCCUUCUCUUGACCACUGCAUUUUUAAUACAACAAACCCUCAGCUUUUUUUAACAACUGUCUAUUUUAUAUUUUUACUUAAAUCACUGGUGCAAUAUUGAAGCAAUAAAUAAUCACAGAUUUAACAUGGGCCUGUGAACAUUUCUCAAACACACUUACAAUAUUUUAUUUAAUUUGUCCAAUAAUAGUGUUUGACAGUGUGUUUAAAACAGUAUGUUGCAGUGUUUUAAUGUGAACACCAUUUAAUAAAAAUCUAUAAGUUACAAUCUUUUAGUUAUAUAUAUUAUUCUCUUGGAAAUAUAACUUGCUUAUAAUGCUUAGAAUUACAGUUAUAUACAUCUGUUUAAAUUAAGACAAAACUGAUUGUUUUAAAAACAUUGUAUUAAAGCGAAAGUUUGCGUAAAA